This is a messenger RNA of Rodentolepis nana, 195 nucleotides long. NCBI's taxonomy places the organism in Eukaryota, Metazoa, Platyhelminthes, Cestoda, Cyclophyllidea, Hymenolepididae. The record is from the annotation of a GenBank genome assembly.
AUGAGAAGCACAGGGUCUUCAGCACCAACGUAUCAAGGUUACAGCGCUAUUACCCACAGCUCUUUCGUCUUUGUUGUAGCUACUCGUCAUGUUGAUUUAGACUCUGACAAACAGCUCUAUUUUGCAACUGCUACGGGCACUCUCAACACUCUCGCAUCUGUUCUCUGGUACCGAAAUACUACUUUGAUUUGUUGA